Messenger RNA from Camelus dromedarius (Arabian camel), 3171 nucleotides. RefSeq names its product gap junction protein beta 4 (gene GJB4). The coding region runs from base 218 to 1018 and encodes 266 amino acids. Gene Ontology annotation, cellular component: connexin complex. Gene Ontology annotation, biological process: cell-cell signaling. The transcript is spliced from 2 exons. Gene Ontology annotation, molecular function: gap junction channel activity. Lineage: Eukaryota; Metazoa; Chordata; Mammalia; Artiodactyla; Camelidae. The record is from RefSeq and is a predicted model, not a curated record.
UGGCUCAUUGGCUCAGCAAGCCCCACCCAGUAGGGGAGUAAGGAACAAAAGCUGCCUGCAGGAGGCCCUGGGGCAGACGGGCAGACAGACUAGCCCACAGACAGGAGAGUGGCUGCUAGACUCAAGAAAGGUUCCCUGAGGCCUCGUGGCCCCCAGGACCCGCACAGGUGCGCACAGGCCUAGAACACGCACGUGAAGAGCCAAGGCCACAACCAGCAUGAACUGGGCGUUCCUGCAGGGCAUCCUGAGCGGGGUCAACAAGUACUCCACGGCACUGGGUCGCAUCUGGCUGUCCGUGGUCUUCAUCUUCCGUGUGCUGGUGUACGUGGUGGCGGCCGAGGAGGUGUGGGACGAUGAGCAGAAGGACUUUGUCUGCAACACCAAGCAGCCAGGCUGCCCCAACGUCUGCUACGAUGAGUUCUUCCCCGUGUCCCACGUGCGCCUCUGGGCCCUACAGCUCAUCCUGGUCACAUGCCCCUCGCUGCUCGUGGUCAUGCAUGUGGCCUACCGCCAUGAGCGUGAGCGGAAGCACCGCCGGAAACAUGGGCCCGAUGCCCCGUCCCUGUAUGACAACCCCAACAAGAAGCGGGGCGGGCUCUGGUGGACAUACCUGCUGAGCCUCAUCUUCAAGGCUGCCGUCGACUCCGGCUUCCUCUACAUCUUCCACCGCCUCUACCAGGACUAUGACAUGCCCCGCGUGGUGGCCUGCUCCGAGGCGCCAUGCCCCCACACCGUGGACUGCUACAUCUCCCGACCCACAGAGAAGAAGGUCUUCACCUACUUCAUGGUGGCCACAGCUGUUAUCUGCAUCCUACUCAACCUCAGUGAGGUCACCUACCUGGUGGGCAAGAGGUGCCUGAAGACCCUCGGCCCCAGGCGCCGGCGGUCCCGGUGCCGGGCUCACCUGCCUGAUACGUGCCCACCAUAUGCCCUUUCCCAGGGAGAGCACCCCCAGGAUGGGAACUCUGUCCUCAUGAAGGUCAGGUCCACCAUGAUAGAUGCAGGUGGGUACCCGUAACUGGUGAGGUCGGCGGCUAAGACCACCAGAGCCUGGGCCUGCUCCCUAAGACCACAGCGGGGCAGUGGCAUCAUUUCUGCAGCAGGGCAGGUGAGGAAGGUGGGUGUGGAGCUCAGGAAGCCCUCACAGGGGCCAAUGCUGGGAGGCAGUUCGGUCUCUGGGUCCUGAGCCCUGGGAAGGGGAGGUUGAUGGCUGGCAGGGAUUUUGUAUAUGGCAUUAGGGUGUGUCAAAACCCUUAAUAAAUAUGAUUUUCUUUGUACUUUGCAUACCAGGGGAGGAGUGAUGGGUAGGAAAGCAGGGAGAUUCAUGAUGGACUUUGGAGAGGAGGUCAAGACUCAGUGGGCAUUUGAACCCUGGAACCUCAGGUGCAGGUUUACCCAUCACACACACACACUCACCCCACACACACCACCCACAGAAUGUGCCCCCAGGAUGUGCUGGGAAGCCCAGAGGCUGCUCCAGGGGUCUCUGGACUCUACAACCAAGGCAGGAGGGAAGGUACCCUCGGAGCCCCUGUGCCUAGCAUGAGUCGGUUCUCAGCGAGUGUCCCUCAGAUGAGUGCAUGUGGCUCCACAUUCCGGCCCCCCUAACCCUGCCCAGCACAGGUCCCCAGAGGUGAGUCCUCUAGGUGGGUGAGAUGGUGCCAAGAGCAAGUCUUGGAUGCAGAGUCUGCCAGCGUGUCUAGGAGGCACAUCCCCACAGGCCAGGAACCCACUGAGAGCAUCCAAGCUAAAUGAUCCCUCAUAGAUCCUCAAGUUUGAGCAACUUACCUCCUCCUUACCUCCUCUCAUCCUCCCUCACCACUCACUUGACAACUUCCAAACCCACAGCUCCAGCCUGGACCUGCCUCUGGUCCCAGAGCCCCAUACCAACAGCUCAUGGGACAGCUUUCUGGGAGACCCCCAGACAUCUCCCACUCUGCAACCCCCAAACUGACUGUGUCAUCUUUCCUCAAACCUGCCCUCCCCAAAGAUCACCACUCCCCACCCCAUGAAUAACACUACCAUCCACUCAGGCAUCCAAGCCAGGAGCUGGCCUGACAUCCUUGUCCCCUCCCCAGCUCCUAGCCCCUCAUGCCUUACAUCCCACUGCAGCACCAAAUCCCACUAUUUUCAACCCCUAAAUGUUUCCCGAGUCUGCCCCUCCUCUCCCACCCCACACCCUCCCACUGGGCCUCUCCCAUCUGCCCUCCACUACAGGGACAGUGUUUUUUCUAGAUACAAAUCUGAUCAUGUCAUUCCUCCUGCUUUGAAAAUCCCCUCACCGCCACUGUCAUCACCAUUGCCCUCCAUCCAACCCCACUGACGUUCCCAGCCACACCCCCUGCCUCCUCCCUCCUUGUACCACCAAUAAUACCAAAGGGCUUGUGGCUCCCCAACCAGACACAUCACACUAGGUCCUGCCUCAAGCCUUCAGACAUGCUGUUCUCUCUGCCCGAAAUGCCCUCCCUCCCUCCUUUGGGACCCUUCCUUGAACCCCAGGGACAGCCUUAACUGCCUUCUCCCUGCGCCAGCCUCGCCUGUGCCUCUGCCCUUCUUCCCAGAUUGGAGUGGUCUGUUCUCCCCACCAGUCUAUGAGCCCUUCACGCACGGGAUGCUGAGUCAUCCAGGUCCUCAGUUGCCUUCAAUAAAUGUUUGUGAAAUGAGUAAACGGACUCUGAGCUGCCUGACAGGAGGGACUGUGUCUGGUUGAUCUGAAUCUGAAUCUUCCACCACACCUAGCCCAGGAGUUCAGCGUCUUCCACCACACCUAGCAGGAGUUCAGCGUAGUGAUUUCUUGUUUGUGUGUUUUGAUGUUGUUUUCACUAAGUCCAGACUAAAGGUUUCUUUUAUGGGUGAGGAAACUUUGGCCUAGAGAAGGGAGGGGAACUUCCCGGCCCACAGGGAGGGGUUGAAUCUGCUGAGGCUGUGUGCCCCAUGGUUCAAGGAGAGCCUCCAUGCCCACCCCUGAUUAUGGGACAAGACCAGAGACUCACCCCUUCUUAGGCCAGGGUUCCCCUGAGCAGAGCCAGUGGCAGGAAUUUGUGUGCCUGUGAAGGAAGGAACAAGGGAAGCAGGGUGGGGAGUGGGCCGAGCUGAGCAGCGAAUGAGUUCAGGGAAACUCAGCCAUGGCCUGAUCCCCACGGGUGGGGUAAGCAGCCUCUGAAUCAUAAA